Molecule: messenger RNA, 1458 nt
Organism: Rotaria socialis
Lineage: Eukaryota; Metazoa; Rotifera; Eurotatoria; Philodinida; Philodinidae
Source: the annotation of a GenBank genome assembly
AUGAUUAAUCUACGUAGAUUCAUUUCAACAACUCAGCUAUUACGAACAACAAAAUUUAAUUCAUGGGUACCCCAUAAAUGUAGUAUAUCAUCCACAGCGGUCAAUCAAUCUUUAUAUAACUUUUCUGAGGAAGAAAAAUUAAUUAAAGAAACAGUUGCUCGUUUUGGCAAAGAGCAUGUUGAACCGUACGUUCGUCAAAUGGAAGAAGCAGGUGGAUAUAAACCUGAAUUGAUACAGGCAAUUUUUGAUCAAGGCUGGUUUGGCAUUGAAAUUCCUACGGAAUACGGAGGCAGUGGUGCAAAUCUUUUUUCAUGCAUAUUGGCGAUUGAGGAAGCUUCAAAAAUAGACAGUGCUUUUGGAGGUUUCAUCGAUUUGCAAAAUACUGUUCUCAAUCCCUUUUUCAUUCAACUUGCUAAUGAUGCCCAAAAAGCCACUUAUCUACCUCGAUUAGCAAAAAAUAUGCUGAUGUCUGUUGAUGUUCCAUUGGAAUAUGGUGGUUCAGGCCAAACAUUUUUUUCCUCAAUUCUUGUCAUCGAAGAGAUGUCAAGAAUUGAUGCAAGCGUAGGACUAUUGCUUGAUCUUCAAAAUACUUUACUGAAUCGACUCGUUCUCAGUUGUGGUACGGAAGAACAAAAGCGUGAUUAUUUACCACGAAUGGCUAAAAAUCUCGUUGCCAGUUUUUGUUUAUCCGAACCAACAUCGGGUAGUGAUGCAUUUGCUUUAAAAACUACAGCGACAAAAAAAGGAGAUUACUAUGUAUUGAAUGGCACAAAGAUGUGGAUAUCUAAUGCAGAAAUUAGUGGGGUAUAUUUAGUUAUGGCAAAUACAAAUCCACAAGCUAAACAUAAAGGUAUUUCAACAUUUAUUGUUGAUCGCGAAACAGAAGGUUUACGUAUUGGAAAACGAGAAAACAAACUUGGAUUGAAAGCAUCGUCAACAUGCAUGAUUCAUUUCGAUGAUUGUAAAGUUCCAGCUAAAAAUCUUCUUGGUAAAGAAGGCGAAGGUUAUAAAUAUGCUAUAUCAAUGCUUAAUGAAGGCCGCAUUGGUAUCGGUGCUCAAAUGGUUGGUAUUUGUCAAGGUGCAUUCGAUAAAACAAUACCAUAUACCAAAGAACGUAAACAAUUUGGACAACGUAUAUUUGAUUUUCAAGGUAUGCAACAUCAAAUAGCUUCACUAGCUACAGAAAUUGAAGCAGCUCGACUCUUAACAUAUAAUGCGGCUCGUUUACGUGAUGCUAAAUUACCAUUUGUGAAACAGGCGGCCAUGGCUAAACUUUAUUCUUCAGAGUUAGCCGGCAAAGUUACCAGUAAAUGCAUUGAUUUUAUGGGUGGUCUUGGAUUUUCAUGUGAAUACCCACAAGAAAAGUUUUUCCGUGACUGCAAAGUUGGAACUAUUUAUGAAGGAACAAGUAACAUGCAAUUAAAUACUAUUGCCAAGUUUAUUGACAGUGAAUACUAA